Cannabis sativa is the source of this 2148-nucleotide messenger RNA. RefSeq lists its product as uncharacterized. The transcript is spliced from 12 exons. NCBI's taxonomy places the organism in Eukaryota, Viridiplantae, Streptophyta, Magnoliopsida, Rosales, Cannabaceae. The coding region runs from base 320 to 1540 and encodes 406 amino acids. The record is from RefSeq and is a predicted model, not a curated record. Gene Ontology annotation, cellular component: cytoplasm.
UAAUUUGAUAAACCUAAAAACAUUAAUAAACAAACACUCAUAUCUCUCUCUCUUUCGAUCGACUCUCACUCCACCAGCCGCCGUCCCCGUCGUCGGCGGCGCUACAUUCGACGACGCUCCCUCUUCCUACUUCUUCCUUGAUCUAUAUCUCUCUCUUCUCUCGGCGACGGCAACCUAACUUCGACGACAUCAACUCAGUAAGUGGCGGCGGAUUCACUUUCACUCUACGGCUACAGGGCGGGAUGGAUCGCCUGCUGCCCUGUUGGAUUUGCCUCACACUUUUCCCAAUUUAUUAAACGAGAUUGCUGAUUCAAAGUAAAUGGCUGAAAGUAUGAGGGGUGAUUCGGUGGAAGAGUUCAGGGGUCUUCGUAUUACCUCCUUGGAUGACGAAGACGAAGAAGAUCAAGAAAUUGAUAUUGAUGAAGAAGAUGAUGAAGAUGAAGAAACUGAUUAUGCGGUUUUAGGUUUUGUGGAAAAGCCGAAGAACCCCCAUUCCCUUCUCCGCCAUUUUUUCCCAUCCAAGGCUGGAGGUGUUCCUGCUUGGUUGGAUCCUGUGAAUCUACCAUCAGGCAGAUCUUUUCUUUGCGACAUAUGUGGAGAACCCUUGCAGUUCAUGCUGCAGGUCUAUGCACCAGAGGAUGUGGAAUAUGCAUUUCAUCGGACGUUAUUUGUGUUUAUUUGUACGUCAAUGGCUUGUCUUCGCAUAGAUCAACAUGAACAAUGGAAGCGUCAUCCCGAUAAACCUUGUAGAAGUGUGAAGGUUUUUCGUUGCCAAUUACCACGUGGUAAUCCUUUCUACUCUAGCGAGCCUCCGAAAGAAGAUGACAAACCUCCUGGAAUUAAAGUUCCAUCUUGUACUUGGUGCGGUACAUGGAAAGGGAUUAAACCGUGCUCAAGUUGUGAAAAGGCAAUUUAUUGUUCAGAGAAACAUAGGGUCAAGCAUUCUCAGUUAGGCCAUGAUUAUGAUUGUCAACGUGUGCGUAUUGCUUCUAAUUCAAUUGAGAGUAGUCUUGGUAACAGUGGAACCAUCUCCAGUGAAUUACAAGAAGUAGUUGCAUGCACUACUUUAUGGCCAGAACUUGAAGUAAUACAGGAGGAUGAAGAUGAAUUCGACACACGAAUACCCGAUGAAAAUGGGGCCGUGAGUACGCUGCUCCCUAGGAACCGAACAGAUGACACAAUAAUGUCAUUGAUGAAGGAAUUUGAGGGUGAUGAUGAGAGAAAGAGUUGGUUAUCAUUCGAAGAGCGCAUCGCUUGGGCACCGGAACAAGUGAUAAGGUAUUGUAAAACUCCUGAUUCGAAACCGCUGUGGCCCACAUCGAGCGGGCGACCAUCAAAGGAUGACAUCCCCAAAUGCAGCUACUGCAGUGGCCCUAUGCGUUUUGAAUUCCAGAUAUUGCCUCAAUUACUUUACUACUUUCGUGUGCGAAAUGACGUGGAUUCGCUCGAUUGGGCAACAAUCGUCGUGUAUACUUGCAAAGCUUCUUGUGAGUACAGUGUGGCUUACAAAGAAGAAUAUGCAUGGGUCCAGCUCUCUUAAGUAUAUGUUCUUUAUAAACACAACAUUUUGCAACCUUUUUUUAUUUCUAUUAGCUCAGCAGGAACAUCCUUAUCGAAAUGAGAAAUCUUAGUAUUGUUAUAUCAGGGCUGAACAUUUGUAUCGGGUCUGGCCUAGACAGUCAACACGACCGUACCGACUCAGCCAAACCCGAAAAUAUGAAGGAAAAAAAAAGAAAAUUGUUUGGACUAGGCAGGUCGGGUUAAACCUGGUCCUGAUGCACGAGCGGGUUCGAGUGCAUUGUUUGGGUACAUUGUAGUCUUUUCUUAGGAGUUCGGUUUGUAAGGGUUCAUAGGUGUUGGGUGUUUAUUUUUGAAAUUCAUUAUUUCGUUCCCUCUUUCUUUCUCACUCUCAUUUGUGUUUUCCAUUGAUACUUAACUCUUGCUCGGCGAAACCUCAAAAAGGAAAAGGCAAAACAAAAGGGUUCGGGUUCAAGUUUACCCGGUUACACUAACAGGCGGAUUCGGGUAUUGAAUUUAAGCAACGAUCGACUUCCAUACCUUGUUGGAGACUCAAAAUUAGUAAGAUAAAACAAUCAUUUAUUUUUAUUACAUAUCAUAUACUAUAAAGUUUAAUUUUUUACUUUUAUA